AUGGGAGUAAGAAAAGGGAUAAAUAAAUACUACCCCCCUGAAUUUGAUGCGUCCAAACUACCCCGGCGUCGAGGAGCACUGAAUGAUGCGAUGAAGGUUCGGAUGAUGCUUCCUAUGAGCAUCCGCUGCAAUUCCUGCGGUAAUUAUAUUUAUAAAGGCACUAAAUUUGAUAUGAUUAAGGAAAUAGCUCAAGAAAAAUAUCUUAAUAUUAUCUCUAUUCACAGAUUUUAUUUGAAGUGCACCCACUGCAAGGCUGAGAUCAUGUUUAAGACUGAUCCUCAACAUAGUGAUUAUGUCGUCGAGAUUGGCGCUAGUCGAAAUUUUGAAGCAUGGAGAGAUGAGUGUCAGCAUGAAGAGAUGGACGAUGCAAUGAAACUCUUGGAGAAUAAGAGUUUGGAUAAUAAGAGGAGAAUGCGUAUUGAGAAUCAACUUGAUGAGUUGCAGCGUUUGAAGUGUAGACAGGCCAAAGUUGUUGGUUCAGAAACACUGCUUCAUGUUUUGGCAGACAAGAAGAAGAAGUUAGUAGAAGAAGAAGAAGAGGAUGAUGAAUCACUUGUCAAAUCUAUUUUUGGUCAGAGGUUUAAAGUCCUGAUUAGGCUCCGCGAGGACGAGGACGAGGACACAUUUGCUUCAUUUUCAACCUGA
This is a messenger RNA of Mercurialis annua (annual mercury), 645 nucleotides long. RefSeq lists its product as uncharacterized. Gene Ontology annotation, biological process: mRNA splicing, via spliceosome. Lineage: Eukaryota; Viridiplantae; Streptophyta; Magnoliopsida; Malpighiales; Euphorbiaceae. The record is from RefSeq and is a predicted model, not a curated record. The coding region runs from base 1 to 645 and encodes 214 amino acids. Gene Ontology annotation, cellular component: U2-type catalytic step 1 spliceosome. The transcript has a single exon.